AUGAAGAGUAUAAAGAGGGAACGCAAAACCGUGGAGAAGCAUUUUCUCAGGACCGACGAGGGCAUCACCUAUGUGCAGAACGACGAAUUUGAAAAAUCGGCACCGCAUGCCACGAGAACUCACCUCCUCGUUGCCCUGGACUCUUUUGACAUUCCUGCUUCCCAUGUCAGCAGUUCUGACAUGUCAAGCGUAGACCAGGGGUCAGAUACCCUAUGCCCGGGUCGUGGUAGCAGCCUAGAGGCAGCCAGAACGAACGCGAGAAAGCAGACGCCCACUUGUUUGCGCCUUGUUAACAGACUCCUAUGUAUAGAGCUGUCUCGCAUUUGUGAUUGCGAUGUGGAAAGUGACCACAGUGCACCCUUUGAGGUCUUGCUUUUGGCUGAGGAGAAGAUCCGCAAAGCUUAUGCCGAAAAGGAGACCGAGUUCGCAGAGAUACGAAGCCGCUUUACCGGCCACCUGGCAGUGCUCCGAACAGAAUUCUAUGAGCUUGCCGGUUUCAGCGUCGCCGUCGAUAACCUGGAUGAGGAAUCAAGGAUCGAUUCCAUAAGUCGUGCUAGGAUUACGCUGGACGGCUUUCGGGCCUUGAUGGUCCUUUUUGACACGAACUUACGCGGUUUUUCUGAGACGGCGAAACGAGUUCAGCACGAUAGGACAGCCCCCAGCCGCGACGCUGUACCUGUGCCUGAGUUGCCCUUCUCUCAUCUUUACUACCUCUUUGGUCCUGGCGAUACGAUAGUGCGGCUAAACCCCUAUCCCCAGGCCUAUCGCGUUACUCGGGUGUAUGGAGGCAGCACUACCAGCCCACUGUCUGGUCCCAAAACUCGCAUCCGACGGAAAAUCGCAGACCUGGUUGUCAUGUGCUUCCAUCUAGAUUAUGAUGGCAAGGAGUUCGGUCCUGUGCACACGGACUUCAAAAUUCGGCCGUACAUUGGUGCCCAAGCUGUUGUCAGCCUUUGCGUUUUCCCGCUGUUUUAUGCCUCCCGGGGCCUUCCGAGCUGUCUCCUGGAACGCGGUAGAAAGAUGCAUUCGUUGCACAAAACUAGCCACAAGACAUACAAGGGACUUAGUCUCAAACAGGGCGAGAAGUUCGAUUCCUUCGAAGAGAUCGACAGCGACGUCAUCGUCGACUUUCAGCUGGCCUACCAGAACAGCGAGCCAAAAAUUGAUACGCCCCAGUUCGAAGAAUUUCCCACGUAUCCAGAGGACGAGGCACGUAGGCGCCAGCAGAUUUCUGACGACGAGGUAGAUAUAAUGGUGCGGUUCCCAGUUCCCAUAGAACGGCAAUCAUAUGAGGAGAACAACUUUGGGGAUCGGCGCUGGAUCGAGUUCAGAAACCGCAUAGCUCAUCUCGCCGAGAAGCGCUUGCCUGGGACUCUCGACGAUGAUUGUCUUCUGCUUCUGCCAGGCAGAGUGUAUGGAUACGUAUUGCUUAAUCGCAAGUGGUUGCCUCUGGACGUGAAUCUCAUUGGGGAUGUCGUGAAGAUACGUCAAGGCGAGAACGACGGUUUCCAGAAGCUCAUCCUGCCACGUGGCCACAAGAACAUUGUUCGUGCCCUGGUCAGUACGCAUGCUGCCCGACAGGCAGCUGCCCAUGGCAGGUCCGGCUCGGACCCUUCCGGACACGACUUCGAUGUGGUCAAGGGCAAAGGCAAGGGCGUCGUCAUUCUGUUGCACGGGGCUCCGGGCGUUGGAAAGACAUCGACGGCCGAGUGCGUUGCACAAACGGUCGGCUGUCCACUUCUGCCCAUCACCUGCGGCGACCUCGGGGCGACGACGGCCGGCGAGGUGGAGAAGAAUCUCGAGUCAUUCUUUGAGCUCGCCCGGAAGUGGGGAUGCGUCCUGCUUCUUGACGAGGCUGACGUCUUUCUUGCUGCACGGGAAAAAGGUGAUAUCCGGCAGACUAGUCUUGUGUCUGCUUCCUUCAGCCUAACUCCUGCAGUCUUCCUCCGCGUCAUGGAAUAUUACCCAGGCAUCCUGAUCCUGACGACCAACCGGGUCGGCUCGUUCGACGAGGCUAUCAAGUCGCGUGUCCACUGCGCGCUGUACUAUCCUCCCCUGACCGAAGACCAGAGCCUGAAGAUCUGGAAAAUGAAUCUCGACAAGCUCGAAAAGAAUAAUUCGAGCUCCGAUCCGGCCUUGAAGGUGCGUUUCAGCCGCAAGGAGAUCGAGAAGUUUGCCCAAAAACAUUGGGACACCAGCGAUGAAGGCACCCGGUGGAACGGCCGGCAGAUCAGGAACGCAUUCCAGACAGCCGUAGCAUUGGCUGAGUGGGACCACCUCCAAGAGUCACCUGGCGGAAUUCGGCAUCCCGACGGACCCCAGCUCAACAAGUCCCAUUUCAGAACUGUCGCCAAGGCUAGCCGCCAUUUCGACGACUACCUCACCAGGGUGCGCGGUACAGACGAGCAUUGGGUCAGGACUCACCAGACUCGCUUUGACGGUUUUCCUGCAUCGGAAGACUUGCGGACAGAAACGGCAAGGAAGACAAACAAGCCGGACAAGCCCAAACCAAAGUCCAAGGCUAAAUCCAGAUCGAAGUACACGUCAAAAUCUAGCAACAGGCGCCCACCUUCAAACUCGCCAGAUAUGAGCUCCGACAGCAGUGAAGAUGAGGACAGUGGGGUCGACGACAAAGCUGAUGACAGCGUGGAGAGUGAAAGCGAGAGCGAGAGCGAGAGCGAGAGCGAGAGCGAGAGCAACAGUGAGGAGCCCACGCCUCCACCGACCAAGGGCAAGAAGAAGAAGAAAGACACAAAGAAGAAGAGCCGGGGAGAGUAA
This is a messenger RNA of Grosmannia clavigera kw1407, 2778 nucleotides long. RefSeq lists its product as uncharacterized. The record is from RefSeq and is a predicted model, not a curated record. Gene Ontology annotation, molecular function: ATP hydrolysis activity; ATP binding. Bases 1 to 2778 code for a protein of 925 amino acids. NCBI's taxonomy places the organism in Eukaryota, Fungi, Ascomycota, Sordariomycetes, Ophiostomatales, Ophiostomataceae. The transcript has 4 exons.